Molecule: messenger RNA, 2121 nt
Organism: Amaranthus tricolor (Joseph's coat)
Lineage: Eukaryota; Viridiplantae; Streptophyta; Magnoliopsida; Caryophyllales; Amaranthaceae
Product: peptidyl-prolyl cis-trans isomerase CYP57
Exons: 10
Coding region: 190-1674 (494 amino acids)
Biological process (GO): protein folding; protein peptidyl-prolyl isomerization
Cellular component (GO): catalytic step 2 spliceosome
Molecular function (GO): peptidyl-prolyl cis-trans isomerase activity
Source: RefSeq, a predicted model, not a curated record
AAUUUUCCAUUGGGACAGUAUAUUGGGGAAAAGUUCAAUAAUACGGAGCACCGUAGCGCAGCACGGCAGCAGCAACCCUCGGUCUCAGAAACCAAGCAACACAGAACACUUACAAUUACAUAUUACAUACGAGUAAUAGUAAAUCCUUCCCUGUUUCUGCUAUCAAAUUGAUGAGAAUUAGCCAGAAAGAUGUCGUCGGUGUACGUUUUAGAGCCUCCAACAAAGGGAAAGGUGGUUAUUGAGACGACAUAUGGACCUAUUGACAUUGAACUUUGGCCUAAAGAAGCUCCUAAAGCUGUCAGAAAUUUCGUUCAACUUUGUCUUGAAGGUUACUAUGAUAACACCAUUUUUCAUCGCAUUAUCAAGGGUUUUCUCAUUCAGGGUGGUGAUCCCUCUUCCACCGGUGUUGGGGGCGAAAGCAUCUAUGGUGCACCAUUUUCAGACGAGUUCCAUUCUCGUCUACGCUUCAAUCAUAGAGGCUUGGUUGCAUGCGCGAAUGCUGGUUCACCGCAUUCCAAUGGAAGUCAAUUUUUUAUGACGUUGGACCGUUGUGAUUGGCUUGAUAAGAAGAACACUAUCUUUGGAAAGGUUACUGGAGAUUCUAUUUACAAUCUUCUUAGGAUAGGAGAAGUUGAAACUGAUAGUGAUGACCGACCAAUGGACCCUGCUCCAAAGAUCACUUCUAUUGAGGUUAUAUGGAAUCCCUUUGAGGAUAUUGUCCCUAGGGAAUUUAAGAAAGUAACUCAACCUAUUAUUGAGAAGGAGAACAAAGAUUUGAAGAAGAAAGCUGUGAAAAAGUUGAACUUACUUUCAUUUGGAGAAGAAGCUGAAGAAGAUGAGAAGGAUUUGGCGACUGUCAUGCAAAAAAUUAAGAGCAGCCAUGAUGUAUUAAAUGAUCCUCGUCUGCUGAAAGAACAAAACCCUGCUGAAGAAAUGAAUCCAAAUGAACUCAAGAUUGCAAGGAGUAUACAAUUAUCUGUUAGAGAAGCUUUGAGCUCCAAAAAACAAGAAUCACAAAAGGGAACAACUGAUGAGUUAUCUGAUCCUCAUGCUGACAGCGAAGAUGAUGAAUUAAGUUUUGAUGCACGAAUGCGUCAACAAAUCCUGAAGAAAAGAAUGGAGAAUGAUGAUCUCCCUACUAAGCAAAAUUUAAAGAUUGAGGGUUCAAAGUCCAAGGUCCAAUCGAAGUCAGCUCCAAGCAGGUCAGACCCCGAAAGUUCAGAUGACCAAAAGAAAGUGGCAAAACUGUCGAUUAGGAAAAAGGGAAUUGGAUCAGAAGCUAGGGCAGAGCGUGUGGCUAACGCUGACACAGACCUGCAGUUGCUAAAUAAUGCAGAAAGAGAAAGAUUGUUACAGAAACAGAAAAAGCGUAGACUUAAGGGUCGUGAGGAUGAGGUACUUGCCAAACUUGAGCGGUUUAAAAGUUCAUUUGCUUCAAAGGCUGUUGAAUCAAACAGCAAAUCUUAUGAUGGAGAUGAAGAUCUAUCUGACUGGAAAACUGUUCGAUUGAAGUUUGCACCUGACCCCAAAAAGAAUAAUAUGUCACGGAAUGAAGAUGUGAACGACUAUGCUGUGAUUGAUCCUCUUCUGGAGAAAGGGAAAGAGAAAUUCAAUAGGAUGAUAGCCAAGCAAAAGCGACGAGAACGCGAAUGGGCUGGGAGAUCCCUUACUUGAUUCUUUCUUGUAGCUUCCUCAAAAGUUAUAAUAUAAGACCCAACUCUUCAUGCACUCGAAAGCAUCAAAUUAUGAUCAAGAUUCGGGAAGGUUGUAAAACUUGGUGCCCAUCAUGAAUGUCAAGCUCAUGCUUUCACUGAUCGAUCUGUCUUCGUAGUAUGAACGGAACUAUGUCUUGUAUCAAAUUAUAACAAAUUUUGAGUAGUUCUUGAAUUGUAUAUUGCCCUAAUUGUAACAUAUGUUUCUUGUGAUAGCAGAACUACAAGGAUUUAAGUCGUUCAUUGCAAAAUGAAACCAAGAUAUGUUUAUUGUGAUGGCAGAACUACUAAAUUUAUGUCAAGUAGUGUUGCUGUGUUUCUGUCUUUUCUUUGAACAGGCACUAAAACAUAGAGAACAGUUGCAAAACUUAGUGUUCGUUAUUAUUUUUAAAAAUUCCAAUUUUGGGCG